AUGGAUUUCAAUACUAAAGUAGAUGAAUAACUAAUCUAUGAAGGUAAGUGGCUACAUUACAAAUUUCUACAUUUUCAAGUAAAUGGACACCAAAAAGUAUGGGAAUUUGUUGAAAGACCUCCAGGUCAUAGAGGAGGAGUUGAAAUCAUACCUAUUAUCAAAUAUAAGGAUAAACAUUCAUAAUUGAUUGUUAUUGCCAAUUUCAGACCUCCUAUUAGAAAAUUUUGUCUUGAAUUCCCAUCAGGAUUAGUUGAUCAAGUAGGUACUAUAGAAGAAAAUGGUCUGAGAGAAAUAAAAGAGGAAACUGGAUAUACAGCACAGAUAGGGAAUUAUCAAUACAAUGGAGUAAGAAUAAGAAAUGAUCCUUGGAAGUCUACAGAAAAUGAAGUAAGUAUUAUUGUUGAUAUUGAUGGGGAUUCUGAAAUCAAUGUGAAUCCCAAGUAAUAAUUGGAAUCAGAUGAGAAUAUUAUUGUUUAUAAAAUGAAUAUGGGAAAGACUUUGGCAGAUGAGAUAUUAUAAUUAGCUAAGGAAAAGGAUUAUGAAAUCAGUGGAUUGCUAUGGUUUUUUGCAUUAGGGCAAUAAUUUAACAAUUGA
Paramecium pentaurelia is the source of this 594-nucleotide messenger RNA. The record is from the annotation of a GenBank genome assembly. NCBI's taxonomy places the organism in Eukaryota, Ciliophora, Oligohymenophorea, Peniculida, Parameciidae.